CUCUUCCUCUCUCCCCAGCCCUCUCUCCUCAGCACUUCCACUCUCUUGGCCUGAUCCUGACUGCUGCCAUGGCGUACCCCCUGGAGAAGUCCCUGGAUGUCAUGGUAUCCACCUUCCACAAGUACUCAGGCAAAGAGGGCGACAAGUUCAAACUCAACAAGUCGGAGCUAAAGGAGCUGCUGACCCGGGAGCUGCCCAGCUUCUUGGGGAAAAGGACGGAUGAAGCUGCAUUCCAGAAGCUGAUGAGCAACUUGGACAGCAACAAGGACAAUGAGGUGGACUUCCAGGAGUACUGCGUUUUCCUGUCCUGUAUUGCCAUGAUGUGUAAUGAAUUCUUUGAAGGUUUCCCGGAUAAGCAGCCCCGGAAGAAAUGAAGGCUCUUCAGAGGCGGGAUGGGGGUGGGUGGUGUCUGCCUGCUGAGGUCUUCCCUGUUGGUCUCUCCCUGGCUCCUUCAGAUAUGUGCAUGAUGCUAAGCACGUUCAAUAAAGAUUCUUGAAAGCUA
Galeopterus variegatus (Sunda flying lemur) is the source of this 502-nucleotide messenger RNA. It is a transcript of the gene S100A4, whose product is annotated as S100 calcium binding protein A4. Gene Ontology annotation, biological process: positive regulation of canonical NF-kappaB signal transduction. The coding region runs from base 69 to 374 and encodes 101 amino acids. Gene Ontology annotation, cellular component: nucleus; cytoplasm; perinuclear region of cytoplasm. The transcript is spliced from 3 exons. Gene Ontology annotation, molecular function: calcium ion binding; RAGE receptor binding; transition metal ion binding. Lineage: Eukaryota; Metazoa; Chordata; Mammalia; Dermoptera; Cynocephalidae. The record is from RefSeq and is a predicted model, not a curated record.